Molecule: messenger RNA, 1089 nt
Organism: Tripterygium wilfordii
Lineage: Eukaryota; Viridiplantae; Streptophyta; Magnoliopsida; Celastrales; Celastraceae
Exons: 2
Coding region: 139-837 (232 amino acids)
Source: RefSeq, a predicted model, not a curated record
UUCCAGAUCUGGUAACUAAGCCACUCAGUCAGCCAUAUAUGGGUGUUUCUGGUCCUCCAAACUCUGCAGUAUAAUUCACUUGACAAACUUGUUUGGUUUCAGUCUUUCAGAGUUUGAGUCGUCGGUCAACUAUGGGCGAUGCCCCAUUUCACGUGCAAGGGCCCCACCGUCAACUUGUCUCUCUCUAUUUGGCCAUCGCGAGCCUUCCCUUGUAUAGUCUUCACUGAAGAAUUGAAUGCAGACUCAAAUUGGGCAUUACACCUGACCAUGAAAGGUGAAAGAGUGAAGGCGAUGCAGACCACCGAUCAAAAUUCAUCAAAUCCUUACGCAGAGUAUAUUGACUCAAUUGAAUCCUCCUCCAAGUGGAAGCGAUCGUCCUCCUCCUCCUCGUCCUCGUCCUCGUCCUUGCGAAGAGGAACCUCUGGAGUGCCAACCACUUCGCUUGAUCCAAUACUUGAUUUCAGCAACUUGAAGGACAAGAACACUCAGGAGGCGUUGGACUUGGUUUCCGCUCGCAGGGCAUACGAGCUCUGCAAGACUCCUGAAGAAAAAUCUGCACUCAAAGCGCACCUACAACCAAUCAUUAUUAGCCGAUUAAAGAAGUUAUCGGAGAUGGAGCAGAGAACUAGUGUAGGAGAUGAGAUUGCAGAUGCAGUCGACUUCCUCAAAUCACUGAAUCCUUCGGACCCCAGAUUCGUUGAAAUUGGGAAGAUCAGUCAGACAAGUCGUAAAGGAGUAAUUAGUUUGCAGGAAGGAAUGAUGCAAUUGAAAGAAGCCCAAGACCAGCUGCUCUCUCAGCUUCGCUCCCUCUCUCCCCACGAUAACAAGGAUCACUGAUUGCUUCCUCUGUUUUCGACUCUUGUUUUUUACUCAUUAUGGUUUUGAUUGUGUGUUUGGUUUGAUUUUUUUUUUUUUUUUUAAACGAGCAGGAGGGGAUUUGAACCCUGGUGAGGUGAUGAGAGUAUACACAUAUCUUUAUCACUCUAAUUAUGUGACUCGGGUGUAUGUUUGGGUUAAACUUGAAUGGUGUGAAUGUAACUAUUUUUUUCCCCUUCCAUUAUAGCAAAUAUAAGAGCAUAAUUGGAAUGA